CUGGCUUCUGCACCCAUUAAACCCAAAUUCAGAAAAGUAAAAUAUAAGGACUUGUUGAAUUGAAAUGAUAAAAGAAAGAGAAUUGGUUUUUUUUUUUUCUCAGCAACCAAACAAGCUGAGGAAUUUGAAAGGAAAGUGAAAAAGAUAUAAGCUUGAAUUGAAACUAGUAUUUGGCUUUUGAGUCAAAGCAGUCAAAUGAAAUUACUCAAAUUCACCCUGUGGCACGUCAUAUAACACCCAUUACUCUGUUUUUUACCUUCAAGUUAGAUCUCGCAUAUGUUUUUUUCCCUUGGGGUUAUCCGCUUAGCUCAUUUAAGCAGUGUUUAAUGGUUAACAAAGACCUCCAUGGCAGCAACAAAGAAGCUUUCAUCUCUUUUCCCUUUGUUGUCUCUCAUUUGCUUCAUCUCUUUCUUUCUUCUUCUCUCUAUUUCCAGAAAAGCCUCCAUUUCCUCUUCCACAACUCAUCCCCAAUUCCUCCGUUUUAAACCCAUCGACGCCAAUCCCACCAUCCGAUCAGCCCCAUCUGCAACCGGCGAUUCUUCAUGCGAUUACUCCGAUGGGUCAUGGGUUUACGACCCAAAUGCGGGAUUUGAUCGAUACGACAGUAGCUGCAAGGAGAUAUUCAAAGGAUGGAAUUGCAUUUUGAACAACAAAUCCAACGGUAGAGACAUCAUUAAUUGGCGAUGGAAGCCUCGUAACUGUGAUCUCCCACCGUUCGAUCCCCUCCAGUUUCUUCACACUUACAGAGAUACCAACAUUGGGUUUAUUGGUGAUUCCUUAAACAGAAACAUGUUUGUAUCUUUGUUUUGUACUUUGAAACGUGUGUCCAAUGAUGUGAAGAAAUGGCGUCCUGCUGGAGCUGAUCGUGGCUUUACUUUCCUUCACUAUAAUCUCACCAUUGCUUAUCAUAGAACUAAUCUUUUGGCACGCUAUGGUAGAUGGUCAGCUAAUGGAAAUGGUGGUAAGGUAGAAGCUCUUGGAUAUAAAGAAGGUUAUAGAGUUGAUGUUGAUGUUCCAGAAAGCACAUGGGAAAAGGCUCCAAGCUUCCAUGAUAUACUAAUCUUUAACACAGGACACUGGUGGUGGGCUCCUUCGAAAUUUGACCCAGUUAAGUCACCCAUGCUUUUCUUUGAAAAGGGUCUACCUGUAAUCCCUCCCAUACCUCCUGAUCUUGGCUUGGAUAAGGUUUUAAAUCACAUGAUACGGUUUGUGGAGAAAACCAUGCGAGCGGAUGCUAUUAAAUUGUUUCGCACGCAAUCACCAAGGCAUUUUGAAGGUGGUGAUUGGGACCAAGGUGGUUCUUGUAAGCGGUUACAGCCUUUGUUACCCGAACAAGUGGAAGAUCUCUUCUCGUUGAAAAACAAUGGGACGAAUGUGGAGACAAGGCUUGUAAAUCAGCACAUAUACAACGCCCUCAAGGGGUCUAACGUCCACAUCUUAGAUAUUACCCGCUUGAGUGAGUUCAGAGCUGAUGCUCACCCUUCCACAGCCGGAGGAAAGAAACAUGAUGACUGCAUGCAUUGGUGCUUGCCGGGAGUUACAGAUACAUGGAAUGACCUGUUUGUAACACAUUUAAACAGUCUUAAAAUUUGAAACUGAUUAUAUUAUUACUAAA
Molecule: messenger RNA, 1615 nt
Organism: Gossypium arboreum
Lineage: Eukaryota; Viridiplantae; Streptophyta; Magnoliopsida; Malvales; Malvaceae
Product: protein trichome birefringence-like 13
Exons: 6
Coding region: 346-1593 (415 amino acids)
Cellular component (GO): Golgi apparatus
Molecular function (GO): O-acetyltransferase activity
Source: RefSeq, a predicted model, not a curated record